Camelus dromedarius (Arabian camel) is the source of this 4225-nucleotide messenger RNA. Its product is annotated as sialic acid-binding Ig-like lectin 13. Lineage: Eukaryota; Metazoa; Chordata; Mammalia; Artiodactyla; Camelidae. Gene Ontology annotation, biological process: cell adhesion. The coding region runs from base 74 to 1738 and encodes 554 amino acids. Gene Ontology annotation, cellular component: plasma membrane. The transcript has 9 exons. Gene Ontology annotation, molecular function: sialic acid binding. The record is from RefSeq and is a predicted model, not a curated record.
UCAGUCACCUUUCUGACUUCAGUCCUGGGCUUCCUGCUGGGGCUUCCUCUCAGUCCCGUGACACCAGGGCCCCAUGAUUCUCACCCCAGAGAUGCUGCGGCUGCUGCUGCCCCUGCUGUGGGCAGGGUCCCUGGCUCUGUAUGAUGUACACCGGCUGGAAGUGCAGGAGUCCGUGGCGGUGCAGGAAGGCCUGUGUGUCCACGUGCCCUGCUCCUUCCAGCCUUGGGGCUACCGGGCCAGCUCUAAGCCAGUUUAUGGCUACUGGUUCCGGGAAGGGGCCAGCGUGUUCCAGGAUGCUCCCGUGGCCACGAACAACCCAGAUCGUGAGGUGCUGAGGGAGACCCGGGACCGAUUCCACCUCCUCGGAGACCCCUGGAAUAACGAUUGCUCCCUGGACAUCAGAGACGCACAGAGAGGGGACACGGGGACGUACUUUUUUAGGGUGGAUGGAGGGCCUUUUAUGAAAUAUAAUUACAAACAGGACCAGCUCUCUGUGCACGUGAUGGCUCUGACACAGACACCUGACAUCCAGGUCCAGGGAACCCUAGAAUCUGGCCGCCCCAGGAACAUCACCUGUGCGGUGCCCUGGGCCUGUGAGAGGGGGACACCCCCGACCUUCUCCUGGACUGGUGUCGCCUUCACCUCCUUGGACCCCAAGACCCCCCAUUCCUCAGUGCUCACCCUCUCCCCCGGGCCCCAGGACCAUGGCGCCAACCUCACGUGUCGAGUGACCUUCCCCGGAGCUGGCGUGAGUGUGGAGAGGACUAUCAGGCUCAACGUGUCCUAUCCACCCCAGAAGCUGACCAUCAGCGUGCUCCAGAAAGACAGCACAGGACCUGAAACUCUGGGCAACAGUUCAUCUCUUCCAGUCCAGGAGGGCCAGCCUCUGCGUCUGGACUGUGUUGCCAAUAGCAACCCUCCUGCCAUGAUGAGUUGGAAGCGGGGGAGCCUGACCCUGAGCCCCACAAAUUCCUCGAACCCUGGGGUCCUGGAGCUUCCCCAGGUGGAACUGGGGGAUCAUGGGAAAUACGUGUGUCGAGCUUGGCAGCUGUUGGGCUCCAAGGAAGCCUCCCUGAGCCUCAUUGUGAAAAAAACCCCACAACUGUUCGGUCCCUCCUGCUCCUGGGAGGACGAGGGUCUGCACUGCAGCUGCUCUGCUCGAUCUCAGAGGCCCUGCUCCCUGCGCUGGCGGCUGGGGGAGGGGCUGCUGGAGGAGAACCUCAGCAAUGCCUCCUUCAAGGUCACCUCCAGCUCCUCUGAGCCCUGGACCAACAGCUCCCUGAGCCUCAGUGAGGGGCUCAGCGCCAACCUCAGGCUCAGCUGCGAGGCCCAAAAUGCCCACGGGAAACAGAGUGUGAGGAUCCUGCUGCUGCCAGGGAGACCAGGACCCAGGACAGGUGUGGUUCCAGGGGCCAUCGGGGGAGCUGGUGUCACAGCCCUGCUUGCUCUCUGCCUCUGCCUCGUCUUCUUCCUAGUGAAGAUCUACAGGAAGAAAUCAACAGAGAAGACACUGAGCAGGGAUGGAGUCCAUCCUGCGUUGAGUCCCGUCUCCCAGGGUCACCUAAAUGAAUCCUGGUCAGACAGCCCCUCAGACCACUGGACCCCAGCUCCAGCUGCCGCCACAUCAGAGAAGGACCAGGAGCUCUGUUACGCCAACCUCGAUUUCCAGGGGUGGAGGUCGCACAACUUUCAGCACCAGGAGACCACCGAGUACUCAGAGAUCCAGAUCAGGAAGUGACGACCCCGCCCCCGCCCCCGCCCCCAGGAGCUGGCUGGAGCCCAGAAAACGCACCUCUGAGGAUAAUGUAUGUCAGGCACUGAUUCUUGAAGAUGUGACUGCCCUCUGAGCCAAAGCUUGUAAGUGGAAACCUGAAGUUACUUGGAGAGGCUGAAGGUCACGGUUAGAGAGUCCCGGGUUCAAAUCCAGGCUCGGGUAACGCUGAGGGUGUUCCAUCAGGCAAGUCAUCUCACUUCUCUGUGCCUCAGUUUUCUUCUAUGAAAAAUGGACAUAAUAUUCAUUAGGUACAUUGUUAAGUGGGAAAAUUGCACCAUGGGUGUUGUUAAGCACUUUGUUAUAUGUUCAGUUUACUUCGGAUUGGAGGGAGAUGUCAGCUUUUGGCUCUAUAGCAUACUUCUAUUUUGUAUGACUACUUUUAAGAACAUGUACUAUUUUAUUGUUUGUUUUUCUUUCUUUCUUUUUUUUUCUUGUCAGGGGAGAGCAAGCCAUGUAUCAUUUUUAAAGAGUAAAUUUAAAUGCAACUCUCUAGAUGGAGAAGGUAUUGCCCAAGAUCUAUAUCUAACAAAGGGCACCCAGAGUAUAUAGAAAAUAAAGAUCAAAGAGGGAGGGUAUAGCUCAGUGGUAGAGUGCAUGCCUAGCAUGCCUGAGGUCUUGCGUUCAAUCCCCAGUAUCCGCAUUAAAAAAGUAAAUGAAUAAACCUAAUUACCUCCCUUAAAAAACCCAAAAAACAAAAACAAAAAACAAAUAAACAAAAAGACUAUAUAAAGAUCUUCCACAAUCAGUAAAAAAAAAGGCAGACAACUCAAUAGAAAGAGAAGACAGUCAGGGGGAAGGUGUAGCUCAGUAGUAGAGUGUGUGCUUAGCGUGCACAGGGUCCUGGGUUCAGUCCCCAGCACCUCCUCUAAAAAUAAAUAAGUAGAAGCCUAAUUACUCCCCCCCAAAAAAAUUUUUAAAUAACUGAAUAAGAUAAAUAAAACCUAAUUACCUCCCCCACCCCACCCCUAAAAAAAGGAGAUACUCAAAUGGCCCAUUAUUAUCAGAAAGGGGUUCAACUUCAGUAACUGUCAAGGAAAUGCAGACUAAAGUCACAAUGACGGUGCCACCGCACAGCCACCACGUUGGCUAAGAUGGUAAAAAUAAUUAUCAAGGAAAUCAAGGGUUGAGGAUAUUGCAUUAUGUGAAAUAAGCCAGUCACAGGAAGACGAAUGCUGCGGGAUUCCAGUUCUAUGAGAUAUUUAAAGAAGCCCAUUUUGGGGGGUGGGGGGCGGAUAAUUAAGUUUUUAUUUACUUAUAGGACCUUGUGCAUGCUAGGCACGCACUCUACCACUGAGCUCUCCCCUCCCCUCCAUGAGGUCUUUAAAGAAAUCAAACUUUUUGAACUGGAAGGUGGAAGGACCCGGGGAUGGGGGCGGGAGGAGACUAGGCUCAGAGGAGAGACAGAUAGGAAGUUGCUAUUCAAUAGAUAGAGAGUUUCAUUUUUGCAAGACAAAAACAUUCUAGAGAUCUGACGGACAACAAUGUGCAUAGUUAAUGCUACUGUACUGUGCGCUUAAACAUUGUUAAGAUGAUAAAUUUUCCUUUUUUUUUUUUAACCACGAUUAAAAAAAAAAGUACUCUCUAGUGGUUACCAGGGGCUGGGGCCUGCGGGAGUCGUCGGACAAUUAAUGUUUACUAGGCAUAGCAUUUCCGUUUAGGAUGAUGAAAAAGUUCUAGAGAUGGAUGGUCGCGAUGGUUGCACAGUGUGAAUGUGCUUAAUGCCACUGAAUUGUACAGUUGAAAAAUGAUUAAAGUGGCAAGUUUUAUGUCAUGGGUAUUUUAUCACAUUAAAAUUUUUUUCUUAAAGAAAAGCAAGUGUUGGGUGGUGAGGAUAUGGUUCAAGUGGUAGAGCGCAUGCUCAGCAUGCGCAAGGUCCUGGGUUCAAUCCCCAGGACCUCCUCAGAAAAUAAAUAAAUCUAAUCACCUCCCCCGCCACACACACACACACACACACACACACACACACACACGCACAAAGAAUAUCAAGUAUUGGUGACAAUGGGGAGCGGCUGGAACUCCCCUACACUGCUGGUAGUAGUGAGAAUUGGUACAACCUCUUGGGGAAACGUUUGUCCUUCUCUGCUAACGCUGAGCCCGUGAGCCGGCCGUUCCAUGUACCCAGCAGAAGCACGCACGCAUGCGCACCACAUGUAGACAAGACUGUUCAUAGCAGCACUCGCCGCAGGGGCUGAAAAAGGGAACCUGCCCAAAUGCCCAUCAGCAGUAAGGCAGCUAACAACAAGGUCCUACUGUCCAGCACAGAGAACUACACUCAGUAUCUUAUAAUAAAACAUCGUGGAAAAGAAUAUAUACAUAUAUAUAUGCAUAACUGAAUCACUAUGCUGCACACCAGAAACUAACACAACAUUGUAAAUCAACUAUACUUUAAUUAAAAAAAAAAAAACAGUAAGAAAGGUGAAGGGACUAUAGGUUAUUCACGCAAUGGAAGAA